Molecule: messenger RNA, 1719 nt
Organism: Debaryomyces hansenii CBS767
Lineage: Eukaryota; Fungi; Ascomycota; Pichiomycetes; Serinales; Debaryomycetaceae
Product: DEHA2A00748p
Exons: 1
Coding region: 1-1719 (572 amino acids)
Biological process (GO): amino acid transmembrane transport
Cellular component (GO): membrane
Molecular function (GO): amino acid transmembrane transporter activity
Source: RefSeq, a predicted model, not a curated record
AUGGUACUAGGCAGUGAAAAGAAAUUGAAGCCAGUGAUUUCAGAAACCAGAAGAGGUUCUUCUGCAUCGGGGUCAGAGUGUGAUAAUAUUCCAAGCGUCGGCGUUACUAAGUGGGAUAGAUUUGUCGAUAGUUUCAGAAGGCAACACGUACAGCACGGGGACGAAGGGAAGAGUUUACAGAAGGGUAUUAGUUCAAGACAUUUAAUCCUUAUGGCCCUUGUGACCGGGAUGGGUACGGGGCUUUUCGUUGGUACAGGAAAUAUUCUAAGUACAGCAGGUCCAUUAUUUUUGAUUGUUGGUUAUAUUAUAGUUGGAUCAUUCUUGUAUCCAACUUUGCAAGCUGCCGGGGAGUUGGCAGUUAACUAUAGUGAGCUUUCAGGUGGAUAUAACAACUAUCCCCUGAAAUUCAUUGAUGAAUCAGUUGCAUUUGCAGUAACUUGGAUUUACUGUAUCGAGUGGUUAUCGACGUUCGCAUUAGAACUAGUCACUGCCUCCAUAACCAUCAGAUAUUGGGAUGGUGAUCAGAAAAUUAAUCCAGAUGUUUGGGUCACUAUCAUAUUCGUGAUAGUAGUUCUGCUUCAUUUUGUCGGCUCCAAAGCUUACGGUGAAGGAGAAUUUGUUAUUGGAUGCCUUAAAGUUCUUAUGGUCACUGGAUUUCUUAUUAUGUCCAUUGUUGUUAAUGUUGGUGGCGGUCCUGAAGGAAAAUUUAUUGGGGGACAAUACUGGCAUGAUCCUGGAUAUUAUACUAACUUCAAAGGUUUAUGUACGGUAUUUGUCACUGGUGCGUUUGCUUUCAGUCAAUCUGAAUUCGUUGCAUUAUCGGCGGCUGAACAACCAAACCCCAGAAGGGCCAUUCCUACUGCGUGUAAAUUGGUAUUCUGGAGAAUAUUGAUAUUAUUUUUGGGUUCUUUGAUUAUGGUCGGUCUUUUGGUUCCAAUGAAUUCCCCUGAAUUGAUGGGUGCAUCUGGUGGUGGUUCAAAUGCUUCUCCAUUUGUUCUUGCUGCAACUUUACAUGGGGUUACCGUAGUACCACAUAUAAUCAAUGCUGUUAUCUUGCUUUCUGUUUGCUCCGUUGCUUCAUCAUCAUUAUAUGCAUCAUCUAGAACUUUGCAAUCGUUAGCUGAUCAAGGAUACGCACCAAAAUAUUUCAAUUAUAUUGACAGAUCAGGUAGACCCUUGCGCUCAUUAAUUGCGUGUUCUAUUGUUGGAUUAUUUUCUUAUAUUGCAGCCUAUGAAAAACAAGAAACAGUCUUUAAUUGGUUGUUAUCCAUCUCUGGAUUGGCGCAACUUUUUACAUGGGAUGUUAUUUGCAUUUCGCAUAUUAGAUUUAGACAAGCACUUAAAUACAAUGGGAUUUCAACAGACUCCUUAGGAUAUACUUCUUCAACUGGUAUCUGGGGUUCGGUAUAUGCCAUUGUAAUACACUGGUUGAUUUUAAUUGCUCUGUUUUAUACUGCCUUGUUUCCGGUUGGAUCUAGUACUCCAGAUGCACAAAGCUUCUUUCAAAACUAUCUCGGCGCAAUCGUCUUAGUAUUCUUUUAUGUUUGUCAUAAACUUUGGUCGAGAAAUUGGAAGUUCUAUGUCAAUAUAUGUGAUAUUGACAUUAAUACUGAUAGAACUAUAUUUGAUGAAGAAAUAUUGAACUUAGAAAAACAAGAAUUUCAAGAGAAAUAUAAUAAUGAUCCUUGGUAUAAGAAACUUACGACUAUACUCCUUUAA